Sphenostylis stenocarpa is the source of this 243-nucleotide messenger RNA. The record is from the annotation of a GenBank genome assembly. NCBI's taxonomy places the organism in Eukaryota, Viridiplantae, Streptophyta, Magnoliopsida, Fabales, Fabaceae.
AUGCCUCGUGCGGUGGUAGCGAUGGCCUCACGAUGUAGGGCUCGUGGUAAGGGUGCGAGCCAUGGUGGUCAGCAACGAAAGUGGGGGGGGGGGGGCGUGGUGGCUCCAGUAAAGGGUGUGGUGCUGCAAGUUAGGGUUCAAAGUGGUGCGGCAAGAAUGAUUAGGUGCUGGGUGGCGCAACUGAGUUCUGGUGUGGCGGAGCGUAACGAUUUAGAGAUGGGAAUGGUGCUGGUGUGGCUCUAG